Messenger RNA from Boeremia exigua, 2433 nucleotides. Its product is annotated as phosphoribosyltransferase-like protein. Lineage: Eukaryota; Fungi; Ascomycota; Dothideomycetes; Pleosporales; Didymellaceae. The record is from RefSeq and is a predicted model, not a curated record. Gene Ontology annotation, molecular function: amidophosphoribosyltransferase activity. The transcript has 2 exons. Gene Ontology annotation, cellular component: cytoplasm. Gene Ontology annotation, biological process: purine nucleotide biosynthetic process; purine nucleobase biosynthetic process. The coding region runs from base 402 to 2180 and encodes 592 amino acids.
GCUCCUCUUUCACAAAAUGUCUCCGCACGCAAGAACGCCUCAGCGCUGUCCGAGGACCCUCACGACACAAGUUUAUGGCCGUUGCGAAUUAACAGCCGCUGGUCGCGUUUCCACACCUACAUCCAACUUCCAUCCCAGCUGAACGCGUUCACAUAUCCAGAGGCGCGUACAUCUACUAGGUGUGUAGCUUUUCCCAAUAUUUAAGACCCUGCUCCCACGUUAUAUGAUGAAUUUGUCAUUUUUUAGAUGUUAGACUUGCGACAUUCGAAUGAGCGCACAAAGACUUUCUGAUCGUAGCCACCACCCCCACUACUGUAUCCGCUUUUCCGCAGCGAAACCGCAACUGACGCGAUUGAUCAGAUUCGUGUAUUCUCAACACCUAAUAUUUCACAACCUUCACCAUGUGUGGAAUUAUUGCCGUCAUCCACGGCGAUCCGAAGUCGUCGUCGGCAUCCGUCGAGAUCCACGAUGCGCUGUAUCUGCUGCAGCACCGUGGCCAGGAUGCUGCUGGUAUCGUGAGCUGCAGCUCUGGUGGACGCUUUCACCAGUGCAAGGGCAACGGCAUGGCCUCCAAGGUCUUCGCUGACGGAGCACGUGUCGCCGACUUGCCCGGAUACAUGGGCCUUGGCCACCUUCGCUACCCCACCGCCGGCAGCAGUGCCAACUCGGAAGCCCAGCCGUUCUACGUUAACAGCCCGUACGGUAUCUGCAUGACCCACAACGGCAACCUCAUCAACGCUCCUGCCCUCCGCGAGCGCCUUGACCAGGUCGCACACCGACACAUCAACACCGAGAGCGACAGCGAGCUCAUGCUGAACAUCUUCGCCGAUGAGCUUAACGAGACUGGCAAAGCCCGUAUCAACGCCAGCGACUGCUUUGCAGCCUUGGAGCGCAUGUACGCGCUGUGUGUUGGCGGUUGGGCGUGCACAGCUAUGCUUGCUGGUUUUGGUUUGAUUGGCUUCCGCGACCCCUACGGCAUCCGUCCUAUGGUGCUUGGCUCGCGACCCUCCGAGACUGGUCAUGGAUUUGACUACAUGAUGGCCUCCGAGAGCGUAGCCCUUGUUCAGUGCGGAUACAAGACAUUCCAGGACAUCCUGCCUGGUCAGGCUGUGAUUCUCGAGAAGGGUAAGGAGCCCGUUUUCAAGCAGGUUGCCAAGCAAGAGACCUACACACCCGACAUCUUCGAGUACGUCUACUUCGCUCGUCCCGAUUCGGUCAUUGACGGCAUCGACGUUGAUGAGAGUCGGCGCAACAUGGGAUACACACUCGCCGAGACCAUCAAGAAGCAGCUGGGCCAGAAGAUUCUUGAUGAGAUCGACGUGGUCAUGCCUAUCCCAGAAACCAGCAUCACAUCUACUGUGUGCGUUGCUGAGGCACUAGGAAAGCCCUACGUAGCCGGCUUCGUCAAGAACAGGUACAUCUUCCGCACGUUCAUCAUGCCGAACCAGAAGAUGCGGCAGAAGGGUGUUCGCGCGAAGCUCAACCCCAUGGUGCAGAAGUUCAAGGGCAAGAACGUGCUGUUAGUGGACGACUCUAUCGUUCGCGGUACGACUUCGCGCGAGAUUGUCCUUAUGGCGCGUGAAGCUGGCGCAACCAAGGUUUACUUCGCCUCCUGCGCACCCCCCAUUACCAACGCUCACAUCUACGGAAUCGAUCUUGCGUCAUCGUCCGAGCUUAUUGCACAUCAGCGAGACGCCGCCGCUAUCGCAGAGCACAUUGGCGCAGACGGUGUCAUCUACCAGACGCUCGAGGACCUUACAAGAGCAUGUGCCUCGUUGUCACCGCGUGACCCCAAGACACAGAAUUUCGAGGUUGGUGUUUUCUGCGGCAAGUACGUCACGCCCGUCGACGCUGGCUACUUUGAGCAUAUCGACCGCAUUCGUGGCGAGAGACGCCAAGCCAAGGUAUUGGACAGCGCCAGGGCCGCCGUGUUGCACGGCACAGCGAACCCACAGCAAGUUCGUAUGGCUGCUAAGGGUGUCGAGGUUGACCAUCACGGCAACGUCAUUCCAUCAGGUGAGAGUGAGAACAGCCCUGAGUGGCAACCGGUGAGCGACAGCGGGAUUCAGAAGGUUCCUGCCGAUGACAUCGCUGGCCUCAACAAUGCCGGUCCGGAGCCUGCACCAGCAACGAACGGUAGCAGCCAGGACAUCAGCUUGCACAACCACAACGACUACUAGGUGGCCUCGAUAUGAACAGUUGUCUCAGCACAUUCAACUUUCUUUUUUUAGACGCAAUAUGAAUCACGAAAAUUAGGGAAAGGAUCGGUGGCGUCGGAGGGGUUCUGAUACAAGCUUUAGACUUGCUCUCGGAGGCAUACAGUCCAGUGGGCUAUAGACGGUCUCUUCCUCGGUGUGGCUCGAUAUGGAGUUGGUAUGAGUGUAUGAACGCCCAGUUCCACAGCUUUUAGUACAAUUACUCUGUUUAUCAUUG